CCAUUCAGAUUGAAACAGAAAGCAAGGAAGUUGAAAGUCCAGGAAACACAAGUCCCCAGUCCGCCGAAUCGAAUACGAAUUUCGCAGGCUGUCGGGGGGACAGCGUGAGGCGCGUUGACAGAUGAAGGGAAUUCUGGAAAUGGAUUUAAACCUACAGAUAUAUUUUUACUUGGUGCUGUGUGCAAACGUUUACUCUGCACAGGAGUUCGUGACUUUGAAGUGCGAGGAGACGGUGACGGGAAUAUUGAACGAGGACACGAUAUUGCCAUGCAACCUGACAACAGCAAAGCCAAGUAAAUCCAUAACCAUUGAAUUGAGAAAAGAUGAUGGAAAUGAUAGACCUAUUUUUCAGUUUAAUGGAAGUCAUAAUCUCAGGAAAGCUCAGGAUCGAAUUAAAUUACUUUCUCCAGAUCUACAAAAUGUAUCGUUGGUACUUCAAAAAACACAACUUUCAGAUAGUGGGAAAUAUAUUUACUUUUUGGAUACAGAUGUGGGAUAUCAGGAAGUUGACAUCGUUUUAGUGGUUAAAGCUCCCUACAGUUUGCCAAAACUGGCAGUUAAUUUGGCAGAAAUGACCAAGGUGGUCACUUGUGAAACAACUGGAUAUCCUUCCGCUCAGAUUCAUUGGACCGUCAAUGGGAAAAACCUCACACUCAGCUCAGAAACCAAAAGAAAAGAAACUGCUCAAGGACUGAUCUCUAUUACCAGCACACUUCCAAUUAUAAUGUCAGAAACUGACCAGGAGCAUAACUACACUUGUGCUGUGUGGAAUGAGGCAGAGCGUAAAUAUGAAGCCAGGAACAAUAUCUCAACUCCCUACAGUUUGCCAAAACUGGCCUUAAUUAAUUUGACAGAAACGACCAUGGUGGUCACUUGUGAAACAACUGGAUAUCCUUCCGAUCAGAUUCAUUGGACCGUCAAUGGGAAAAACCUCACACUUAACUCAAAAACUAAAGGAAACAAAACUGCUCACGGACUGAUCUAUUUCACCAGCACACUUCUAAUUAUAACGUCAGAAACUGACCAGGAACAUAACUGCACUUGUGCUGUGUGGAAUGAGGCAGAACAUAAAUAUGAAGCCAGGAACAGUAUCUCAAUUGCAUAUCAGCCAAUUAAGAAUCAACACACUGAAGGAAGAAAGAGAAAAUCCCUCACAUCAGUAGGUAUCAUUGUUGGAGGUCUUGCUGCUGGAAUAUUCCUCCUGGGUCUUUUGAAAUUCUGGAGAAGGCGCCAUCGAGCUUGACAGUUCUAUGAAGAAGCAGGAAAUCAAAUGCUUAAAAAAUUUACUCAGAUUUGAGGACUGUCCCACUAACUUUGAACUUAUAUCGAGGAACCAUCAUUUUGUGAUAUGAUGUCUGAUCUGUCUGAUGUUCUGUUGUGCAACUGUGAAACUUCAACAUCCUUCACAAAGAACUCUGACAUUCCUCUGUAAUAACUUGAAAGCAAGAAUUGUGCUUUUAAUAAUCUCAGUUCUUGGGUAAAAUAAGAACCCAGUUUUAACUCGGGCACUUUGUUGGACUCUUCACCAUCGCUUUUAUCUGAAAUUAAUGGCUUCAUAUAUUGAUUAUUAGUGCUUUAAUCAAUCUCAUCAGUGAGAUCAGUCUCAAGUAUCAAAGAGUGACACUGUUUUACACCUGAAAUACUAAGCAAGCCUGUGUACAAAAUCCUAUAAGGCAAUGAAGAGAGAAUAAGCUCUUAAGCUCAGUUGCACUUUGAAAGUUUGCUUCCUGUUGAAUGAAUCCAUUAAGCCAUUUUUCCGCUGAGCUGUACUUCUCAGGAACUAAAACAAUGAAAUGUGAUAUGUAGUCAGCUUCUGUCCAAAAUAGAAGCAGGAGUAUUAUGUAAGUAGAAUACUACACAUUUUUGCCAUUUGUAUCGUAUGUAUGGAGAAGGAAAACUGAUUUUAAACCUCCGCUGUCUGGUGGCCAUACAGACUCAUGGGAAAGUCUUCGUGAGUAAACCCCGAGGAAGAAAUCCGGAGCCCGGGUCCCUUAGGCAGUUUGAUGAUGUUUGCAGCUUCACUCUGGCAACUCUGCGAUGACACUGGUGCCAAGUUGUAUCGGCACUUGCCCUUCCCUUGGGUUACAUCAGUGACAUGGCAAGGAUGAACCCACUGCAUGGGCAACAGCUGGUUCUUCAAAUCUUCCCACCCAGGCUUGCACCCUGGAGAGGACACAGCCCACCAGAGGCGCAAACCCAUGAUCUCCUGAGAUCGACGGCUGUCUAUUAUUAUAACAUAUCAAUUGUGUAUGUUAAAAUUUUUUGUGUUUUGUCUUUUAAGUCAAAUGCAGUGAACACGUGCAAUAUUAUAGAUUAUAAUUUGAUCAGUCGUCUUUUCUAUGUUUUAAGGAUUAGAAUAUCUAAAUUUACUAAUAAAAUUUCUGCUUAUUUUCUAAGUAUUUCUACUUUAAUUUCUUUUAUGUACAUAGCCCAGUGACAUUGCUAAUUUGAUAUUUUUACAUGUAUUUUAUACAUUGUUCUUCUUUUCCUCCUAAAAGUACUUAGAUACAUUAACCAUUUCUAAUGUCUUGCUAUCCUACACUAUCGCUUAUGUGAGCCAUGCCAAUGAAUGUGAGCUGGCUGUAACAAUGUAAGGUUUUAAAAUCAAACCCUAACAUUUGGUGACUGCAACCUUAAUAUACAUCACUUCCUGUAGCGGAUCCUCAUAAAAAUACUAUUCAGUUCGAGUGAGUGUACAAUGUCCUGUGUAUGUUACUCAAAAUGGCUUCUUUGGUUUGUUAAGAGUAGGAAUGCUUCUUUGAUAAGCGUUUCUCUCACAGUUGUUUAGCUUUAGACUUGCUGAUAUGGGGAUUGUAUUCAUUUGUUAACCAAUGGGGAAUGUUAUUUUGUCUUGUGAGGCUGGGAGCUUGGGGGGUUUUCAGGAGAAGACGCCGAGGAAGGUGGACAUGCGCUGCACUGCUUUGUUGAAAAACAGGGGGUGGUCCCAGGUGCGAAGAAGUGGACAUCAGAGGAAAGUGAUGAGGGGUCGAAUGGUUCGAUGGUUGAGCUCCAUCGAUGUGCACUAAACUGACUGAACUUUGAUAAGUUAGCGCCUUUUGCUUUUUCCUUUCUAUCAUAUAUAUUGUAUUGCCUAGUACUCUUUUAGUUUUAGUAAACUCUUUAAAGUGUAUUUCAUAACGGUAUCUGGUGUGAAUUUGAUACUGUGUGCGUGCGCGAGGCAUAAGCUUAAUUCCCACAGCACCUGCGUGUACGGGAGGUGGGGGUGGUGUGUGGCUGGAUCUCAUUUUCCCCUAGACAGAUAUCAGCCUGUUGGGUGAGUGUUACAUGAGUAAUUAAAAUAAAAUGAAAAUUGAGUGUCAUUUGCUUUAUUUUUAUUGUCAGAAGAGUGAAAACCAUAGAACCAUAGAACAUUACAGCACAGAAACAUUCCUUUUGGCCCUUCAUGGCUGUGCUGAACCAUUUUUCUGCCUAGUCCCACUGACCUGCACCUGGGCCAUAUCCCUCCAAACCCCUCUCAUCCAUAUACCUGUCCAAGAUUUUCUUAAAUGUUAUACGUGAGCCCGCAUUUACCACUUCAUCUGGCUGCUUAUUCCACACUCCCUCCACUCUGUGCGUGAAGAAGCCCCCCUCAAUGUUCCCUUUAAACUUUUCCCCCUUCACCCUUAACCCAUGACCUCUGGGUCUCCCCGGCCUCAGUGGAAAAAGCCUGCUUGCAUUCACUAUCUAUACCCAUCAUAAUUUUAUACACCUCUAUCAAAUCACCCCUCAUUCUCCUAAGAUCCAGGGAAUAAAGUCCUAAUCUAUUCAACCUUUCUUUGUAACUCAGUUUCUCAGGUCCUGGCAACAUCCUUGUAAACCUUCUCUGCACUCUUUCAACCUUAUUAAUAUCCUUACUGUAAUUAGGUGGCCAAAAGCUGUGGGAUUUUUAAAAAAUUGUUUUGUGAAGUGAUUAGCAAUGUUACUGACCUAAUUUGGGAAAUAAAUUUGAACUUUGA
Hypanus sabinus (Atlantic stingray) is the source of this 3956-nucleotide messenger RNA. RefSeq names its product hemicentin-1-like. Gene Ontology annotation, biological process: immune response; negative regulation of T cell proliferation; cell surface receptor signaling pathway. The record is from RefSeq and is a predicted model, not a curated record. Lineage: Eukaryota; Metazoa; Chordata; Chondrichthyes; Myliobatiformes; Dasyatidae. The coding region runs from base 122 to 1243 and encodes 373 amino acids. The transcript has 8 exons. Gene Ontology annotation, cellular component: external side of plasma membrane.